AUGAAAUCUGCAGAAAAAGCUCAGAGAGUGGGCAACUACUCAUCUAGGCAAAUGACUGGUGAUAUCGUAACUAACGUCAAUAGGGAGAGGAGUGAUAUCAAAGUGAGGGAUAUCAAACCGCUCCCCCGUCUUCCGUCCACCAUCGAAUUUAAGAAUGUGGGAAAACCAAAGACCAUUUCAGGACCGUUAAAAUUAAACACUUUCACAGGUCGGCAGAUGAAUAGCCAUUUUGUUACAGAAGUAUGGCCAGCUGAGUUUUUAUGUGAUGUGACGUAUUCGAGUUGGUAUCGCCAAGGAAAAAUCAUUAAACAGAAGGCAUUAAUUAAUGCUUCUUUUAUGUUGUACAUAAGAAAUAUGCUACCGGCAUUGCUACGAAUAUCAUCGUUAACAAGAAUGAUGUUGGUACCGUUCCAUAUGGGUGCAUUUCUCAAGAGCGGAGAAUAUGAAUAUCAGGAUGCAACAUCGGAAAGCGAGAUCAUUCAUGUCAAUUUCAUUUUACACGACGGAGCGGUGAAGAAAGUGAAAGGCAAAGUUGGUGAUAAUGUGAUGUAUCUAGCACACAGGCAUAAAAUCGAUAUUGAAGGAGCGUGUGAAGCUUCGUGUGCUUGUUCAACUUGUCAUGUAUACGUUGAUGAGAAAUUUUAUCAGAAGUUACCCGAAGCAAAGGAAGCGGAGGAUGAUAUGUUGGAUAUGGCCCCCGCGUUGAAGCCUAAUUCUCGUCUUUCAUGUCAAAUUACUUUAACCAAAGAAUUAGAAAAUAUCGUAUUAACUCUGCCACCAAUAACUAGAAAUUUCUAUGUUGAUGGCCAUGUACCGACGCCACACUGA
Messenger RNA from Cercopithifilaria johnstoni, 828 nucleotides. Lineage: Eukaryota; Metazoa; Nematoda; Chromadorea; Rhabditida; Onchocercidae. The record is from the annotation of a GenBank genome assembly.